CAAAAUGAGUCAACCCAUCUCUCCUUCUCCAACACUAGCACCAGCUCUUAUCAACAAUACUUCAGAAAUCCAACAAGACCCUUCAACUGUGACUAAUCUGACCCCGAAUGAUUUGGAUGAACUUCGUAAACUUCCUCUGGACACCUUUGAUACCAUUCGUUCAAAACUGGUUCAAUUGAUCGAAGCUGUCACGACCUUUCGUUUUCAACUAGAGUCUGCACCUCAUACUUCAAAUUCGCUCACCUACCCAACCUUGAUAUCUAAAUUUCUCAUCCUCCUCAAUCAUACUGAGGCAUUGUCACAAGCCAUCAAUACCCCGGCAGCAGCUAAACCUAUCAAUCGUUUCGAACUUCCUCAAUUUCGUGCUGAACGAGAGGAACGCUCAAAGUGGGAGGAUGGACCCAGCAAACGAAGUCUGAUUGGAAACCUCGCUGUUGUACCUCGCGGUCUAGAAGGACUAGAAGAUGGAAAAGAAUGGAUUGUCGGAGUAUUAACACGGACCAAGCUGGCUCCUGAAAUUGAGAAUGUGGAACAAGAACUUCUCGACUUGCUUCCGCCCCCUCCUCCUACAGAUCCUAGCCCACCUACCAUCCGUUCGCUAAUGAAACAUGUCAAACACCUUACGUCGCUUCACGAGGAACAUAUCACGAAUUGCCGCACAGCGCUCCAUACAGUUCGUUACAAACGACAUACUGACCUUGAAGCUGAUUCGCAGUCUGCUCGCGAGCCCGGUCCGGAGGGGGAAGAGGUCUGGGAAUGGAAGAUGAGAGUUGAAGUAGAUGAUAACAACAAGGACCUUCAACCGAGCUCAACGACAGGUCUACCAAGUGAAAAUCCUAUGAUCAAAGGCUUGCUGGGUUUCAUGAGGGACGGGCGUAGUCCACUCAAUCACGGAGUUGAUGGAAUCUAACCCAGCGGCUACAUCGUUAAAUGGUGUGAUGCAGCAAAAAGUAUUACAUACAUACGCUAGUCAAGGCAUAUUCAAGAGCAAAGUACGAGCUGCUGCGUUUCUGAAUUGACAGCUAUCGGAUGAAUGCCAUCUUUACCCGACGUGCCUUCACCAUAACUGACCGUUCAUGGUGAUAUCAGACUCUUGAACGACUUUAUGUUUCUUAGUUAGCAUAUCAUGUCUUUUAUGAUGUAUCAGCGGUACUCUGCGUAUCUUUGUAUGUCCUUGACCUCAGUCACUUUUGCAUGAUUCUUAUGUAAUAUUUUAUGAUGCUGUCUCAGCGCC
Messenger RNA from Melampsora larici-populina 98AG31, 1234 nucleotides. RefSeq lists its product as uncharacterized. NCBI's taxonomy places the organism in Eukaryota, Fungi, Basidiomycota, Pucciniomycetes, Pucciniales, Melampsoraceae. Bases 5 to 910 code for a protein of 301 amino acids. The record is from RefSeq and is a predicted model, not a curated record. The transcript has 3 exons.